Molecule: messenger RNA, 1327 nt
Organism: Zingiber officinale
Lineage: Eukaryota; Viridiplantae; Streptophyta; Magnoliopsida; Zingiberales; Zingiberaceae
Product: tetratricopeptide repeat protein 5-like
Exons: 12
Coding region: 107-1036 (309 amino acids)
Molecular function (GO): protein binding
Source: RefSeq, a predicted model, not a curated record
UUUGGAGUGGAGGCAACACAAUUGGUAAUCUUAGUUGCACUUACAUUAACUACUUGCCUAAAGUGCCUAAAGGUGUAUAGGGAACAUUGCACCAAAUGAGAGAUUAAUGCUGGAUGAAGGCUUUCUCUUCCUCUAUUCACCACCAGAACAGGUUAAGUUAAAUCCAUCUCUUGCAGAUGCUUGGUUAAGCUUGGGUAAUUGCAUUUGGAAGAAAGGAGAUCUUCCAUCUGCAAAAAACUGCUUUUCUUUAUCACUAAGCAAGGGGCCUAACAAGAAAAUUCUUUGCCAGCUUUCAAUGCUCGAAAGAAGUAUGGCUCAAGGUACAGAAAAUAAAGCUGCUUCAAUUGAAGAAAGCAUAACACACGCGAGAGAAGCUGUACAAUUGGAUAUCAGGGAUGGAAAUUCUUGGUACAACCUUGGAAAUGCAUGUCUUACAAGUUUUUUCGUGACCGGUACAUGGGACCAUGCAAAGUUACAACAGGCAUUGAAAGCUUAUCAAAAUGCUGAGAAGGAUGCACUGAUGCACUCUAAUCCUGACCUUUAUUUCAAUUGUGCUUCUGCAAAUAAGUAUCUCGAAAACUAUGAAAGGGCCCUCCAUGGGUUUGAAGCUGCCUCUUUAAGGGAUCCUGGCCUCAAUGCUGAAAGUGAAGCUCAAAAGAUAGUUAGCCUUCUGGAAAAAAUAGAGAGUUCUAUGAAGGUGAUGACUAGAGCUAAACGAUUAGCAUCACUAGUAUCAAGCUUAGAUGAAAUUAGUUUGAAAUCAUCACACAGAAAAGUUAGCAUUAAUACUUUAAAGGAGGGGCUCAACAAAGCGGUUGCAGUAAUUGGGAAAAUACUACUCUUCAUCAAGCAUGAGGAUAUUGCCCCAUUGUACUAUAUAAUGUGCGAGUCAGAUCAAACUUGUUCUGUCCUGUCAGUAUAUGGACUUCAUAGUGAUGCUAUUAAAGAAGGAGAUCGAGUAACACUGCCAGAGCCACAUUACCGAGUGAUGGAUUUUUCAUGGAAAGCAUUAUCAUUUCCAAUCUAUUCGCGUUGAUUUUGUGGAGCAAAUCCUUGUUAACGAUAAGACACCAGCUUCUCAUCAUGUCAUGCGGGCUAGCAUACAGGCACAUCAUAAAGCUUGAUAACUUAUUGAUACUACAUCCCACUGCAAAUUCUUGCUCACCGAGCAUGGCUUGUAACUUGUGUAAAAUUUGCAGCCUAUAAUUUUUUUCUCUUGUCCAAAGUGGAUAUCUUAAUAUUAACACCAUAGAGGAUGAAGCCAGGAUUUUCUUGGUUUUUUUCCAAAAAAAAAAAGAAAGAAAGAUAGAAUGGCAAGCUAGAUUCU